This is a messenger RNA of Drosophila melanogaster (fruit fly), 1601 nucleotides long. RefSeq lists its product as uncharacterized. The transcript has 2 exons. Bases 101 to 1495 code for a protein of 464 amino acids. NCBI's taxonomy places the organism in Eukaryota, Metazoa, Arthropoda, Insecta, Diptera, Drosophilidae. Gene Ontology annotation, biological process: anatomical structure morphogenesis. The record is from RefSeq and is marked reviewed.
UGUGUGUGUGUGUGGGAAGUUACAGAGAGAACAAAGUAAAAUUUGAAAAGUUAAAGCUGCAGCUGCUGAGGGCAUAGCCAAAAUUGGACGAAUCACUGCCAUGGCCAAGGUUAUAUCGCAGGACACCUUCGACGAUGUUGUGAAGGAGAACGUUGUGGAGUUCUCGAUGACUCCUUCGGAGGCGAAAGAAGAGACCAUCAAGCAAUUCGAGGCACAGGGCAUCAACCUGGCCAACAUUAUCAAGGACCUGUCCGUCAAUCCGCAAACCGGCCAACCUGUCAUCAACGAAACGGUGGACAAGAUCAAGGAGCACAUUGGCCAAAAACUGGAGGAAACAACGGAGCUGCUGGAACAGCUGGCCACCUUGGAUGCUGAGUGCAAAAAGUCGCUAGCCCAUAGGGUUCUAGCCGGCAAAAAUGGAGCCCACGAUGCCCUGAUCACCCUGUUGGAGGAGACGCUCUCUGCUGAGUCACCCAACGAAUCCGUGUUAAAAAAGUCCUUGGAAGCCAUCAACAGCCUGACCCACAAGCAGCCGGAUCUGUUUGAUGCCGAGGCGAUGGCCGUGGUUCUCAAGUUACUGGCCCUCAAAGUGGAGAGUGAAGAAGUCACCCUGUUGACUCUUCAAUGGCUGCAGAAGGCCUGCAUCAUGCAUGAAAUGAACCGCCAGAAUAUCAUGAAUACCUCCGCACUCAAACUCAUGAAGCCCCUUUUAGGGAAAGGGAAGGACCGCCUGGUGCGUGAACUGACCGCCGUCUUCCGCUUCCUAGUGCUGGAUGAUGACAUUCGCGUUGAGUUUGGAUGCGCCCACGAGCACGCCCGCCAAAUAGCAGGCGAGGUGCUCAUCACCUUGGUGGAACUUUUGCCGGCCUAUCAGGAUCCUAAUGUUCUGGCUGAUCUUCUGCUGACCAUUGGAACACUGGCUGUGCGUCAGGAACUCUGUACAGCUAUCGACGAGGCUGGUGGACUGAAGUCCGUCUUCGAGAUCAUGAGUUCGAAUUUGGAUGAGGUGCGUCUAAAUAGAGAGGCCUUAAAGUUGCUACGUGCCCUGGCUGGCCAAGACUCCGUGAAGUCACAUAUAGUACAGCAGGGCGUGGCUCCUAUAAUAAAGCAAUUGCUAGAGACGCACCAGUCCAAUGAAAACAUCGUUGCCGCCGCUUUGGCCUGCGUGACUACUCUGACACUCCGAGUGCAGGAACACAGUGCCGCCUUUUUCGAUACCGGCAUCGCCGAAGUAAUCGUGGAGGCUCUUCGCGCCCAUCCCAAACACAAGAUAGUCCAGCGAAACGGAGCGUGGGCCAUCCGCAAUAUGGUGUCACGGUCGCGGAACCAGUGUGAAACCUGGAUCUCCUUCGGCGUUGAGGAUCUACUAAAUAUGGCAAUGAAGGAGCACCCCAGUGUGGAGCAGGACAUCAAGGCGGCGUUGCGCGACCUCGGCUGUAGUGUCCACUUGCGCGAGGAAUGGACGGGCACGGCGGAGAAAAAAAUUGCCGCCUAAUCGCACACACAUAUGCCUUUUGUAUUUUUAUAUAUUUACUGCUAAAUUAUUACUAUUGCUUAAUUCAUGCAUUGGCUAACUAACAAAAUCGGCAAUCCUCAAUACC